This is a messenger RNA of Lampris incognitus (smalleye Pacific opah), 1245 nucleotides long. Its product is annotated as kelch-like protein 5. Gene Ontology annotation, molecular function: protein binding. The transcript has 9 exons. NCBI's taxonomy places the organism in Eukaryota, Metazoa, Chordata, Actinopteri, Lampriformes, Lampridae. The record is from RefSeq and is a predicted model, not a curated record. Bases 134 to 1162 code for a protein of 342 amino acids.
CUCCACGCCGGGCUCAAUCUGUCUUUUUUGGGCGGAGGAAGGAAGAAGAAGGGAGGAAGGCAGAGAACGAAACGGGACGAUAUAGCAAACGUUCGAGGCUGUCGGGCGCCUUCGAUCGCAUCUUCUCUAUUAAAUGUCCCCCCCUUUUUUGGUGGAUCUGGAGUCCAACUAUCUGCUGAGGGACAGCGUGGAGUGCCAGCGGCUUCUAAUGGAGGGGAUGAAAUACCACCUGCUGCCCCAGCGCCGGCCCCUGCUGCAGAGUCCACGCACCCGGCCCCGUAAAGCGACUGUCGGCGCCCUGUUUGCCGUGGGGGGCAUGGAUGGCACCAAAGGUGCUACCAGUAUAGAGCAGUACUGUCUUCGCCGGAACACGUGGAGGCAGGUGGCCACCAUGAGUGGCCGGAGGCUUCAGUUCGGAGUGGCUGUUCUCGAUGGACGUCUGUACGUGGUUGGUGGCCGGGAUGGACUGAAAACUCUCAAUACCGUGGAGUGUUACAACCCCCACAGCAAGACUUGGAGCGUUAUGCCCCCCAUGUCCACACAUCGGCAUGGCUUAGGUGUAGCAGUCUUAGAGGGGCCCAUGUAUGCAGUGGGAGGACACGAUGGCUGGAGCUACCUGAGCACAGUGGAGCGAUGGGAUCCCCAGGCUCGCCAGUGGAGCUUCAUUGCCAGUAUGUCCACACCCAGGAGCACCGUGGGAGUGGCUGUACUGAAUGGGAAGUUGUACGCCGUGGGAGGACGUGACGGCUCGUCGUGUCUGCGCUCGGUGGAGUGUUUCGACCCGCACACCAACAGGUGGAACGGUUGCGCUCCCAUGGCGAAGCGCCGAGGCGGGGUGGGUGUGGCCACAUGGAACGGUUUCCUGUAUGCCAUUGGCGGUCACGAUGCCCCGGCCUCGUCGCUGGCUUCACGGCUCAGCGACUGCGUAGAGAGGUAUGACCCUCAGACGGAUGCAUGGACAGCAGUGGCCCCCAUGAGUAUCAGCAGAGAUGCUGUGGGAGUCUGUCUCCUUGGCGACCGUCUCUUCGCGGUGGGCGGUUAUGACGGGCAGGUGUACCUCAACACUGUCGAGUCUUAUGACCCACAGACCAACGAAUGGACACAGGUAGCACCUCUGUGUCUGGGCAGGGCUGGCGCUUGUGUGGUGGCCGUCAAACUGUGAAGACACAAAGACCGACACCGAGGCACGCCUCUAGGGUUCAGACGACCGACCGCCCGCCCGCUCGGUCGUGGCGGCCGUGGGCG